Anarrhichthys ocellatus (wolf-eel) is the source of this 1736-nucleotide messenger RNA. RefSeq names its product neurotrophin 4 (gene ntf4). NCBI's taxonomy places the organism in Eukaryota, Metazoa, Chordata, Actinopteri, Perciformes, Anarhichadidae. Gene Ontology annotation, cellular component: dendrite; axon; synaptic vesicle. Bases 402 to 1736 code for a protein of 444 amino acids. The transcript is spliced from 2 exons. Gene Ontology annotation, molecular function: nerve growth factor receptor binding; growth factor activity. Gene Ontology annotation, biological process: nerve growth factor signaling pathway; positive regulation of peptidyl-serine phosphorylation; modulation of chemical synaptic transmission. The record is from RefSeq and is a predicted model, not a curated record.
CCAACUUCUUCACUGACAUACUUUUCCACCAGUUUGCCUUAGAGGAGUAACAACUCAUGGAAUAUCUCAACUUUGUGGCACGUUUACAUUUUUGUUACACGUUUCUGGGCUUCAUAAUCUAGCUUCAGUGGAAGCGCUCCCAGGGACAGGAGAGGUUUCUUAACUCUUUUAUUUUUGCUUUACUUUCUCCCUCUUCGGCACAUGCGAUGUCACGGAGUGUCAAAAGAAGAAAGAAAUGUUCGUGUUUAGUUCUGUGGUUUCCGUGCGACGGCGUGUGUUGAGUUCAUGUUCUUAAAGAAACCCGUUGAGUAACUGGCGACAGGACUCUCUAAUCAAUGUGGUGUCAGCUGGAAGGACGCGGGGUCCGGAUCUCACCUCAACGCUGAUACGUCUUGGGAGUGAUGCACUGGCUUCCCCUGGUUGCCAUGGUGAUUGCCUCGGCCCUGCCAUUCCCCCACGACCCCGUGUCCACGAUUGCUGCCGUGACGACGGAGCACCGCCAUGACCCGGCCGCUCGCCUCGCAGCGCCCGCCGUGGACCACGACUUCCGCGGAAAUGCCUCACAGACGGACUACAACGCGGCUGCCAACAGACAAAACUUCCAGAACCGCCGGGAUUAUGUGAAAUCUUCCGCAGAUGAAGAGACGCUUGGAGUGGAGAACCGAGGAACCGACCGGUCGAAUAGCAACUCGGGCAGCGAUGGCAGAAGCAGAGCCAGCGUGGAUGUUCCCACGGAAGGAGGGACGCUCAGGGCCGAGGAUAUUAACCAGGAUAGUUCUCUACCAAAGGACUUAAAUGCUGACAGCAGCAGCAGGCGAGACUACUCCAGCUUUGUGGACAAGAAGGACAAUCUUCAGGAUUCUACAGCGGAAACCAAGAUUGCAGACAGUCCUGCUGCUAGUCUGAAGGGUCAAAGAGGACCAGGUCCGACUGUCCCCUCGGAGAAGCCGAGGGAUGCGCCUACAGUCGGGACAGGAAGCACGUGGACACCGGGGGCUGGAAGAGGUCUGACCGAGGACGCGGGGCUCGGCACGGGGCUGGACGAGAUGUUCCUGGACGCACAUCCGCGAGUCCUGUUCUCUCCGUCCCCGUCGCCUCCGGAGCACCCGCCUCUCCUGCUCAUGCUGGAGACCGGCCUGCUGGAGGAGGACAGGGAUGGAGAGGAGCAGGAGGACAUGCACAUCGAGGGUCACGGGGACCGGGCCAUCGACAGGACUCUGAGCUGGGCGGACUCCCCGGGCGUCUCCGAGGUCGCCCAACCCGUUAAAAGGGACAAACGCUCACACUUGAACGACAGGAGGAGAGGGGAGAAGUCGGUGUGCGAGGCGGAGAGCGUCUGGGUCACCGACAAGAAGACGGCCAUCGACUCCCACGGUCAGAAGGUCACCAUCCUGCAGGAGAUCCAGACCCAGACGGGACCACUCAAACAGUACUUCUACGAGACUCGCUGUCGCGAGGCCGAGCAGAUCAGCAACGCCGGCCGGUCGAGGAGCGGCGCGCCGCCGAAAUCUGUCGGGACGGGCGUUGCCGGGGCCGGCUGCUUGGGCGUGGACAAGAAACAGUGGGUGAGCGAGUGCAAAGCCAAGCAGUCGUACGUCCGGGCGCUCACCAAGGACGCCAACAACCGGACGGGAUGGAGGUGGAUCCGCAUCGACUCAUCCUGCGUCUGUGUGCUGCUGUCCAGAACCAAUCAGGCGGUGGGGAGGGAGGUCUUAACGAGGAAGGGGAGAGGCUGA